UGGAUAUAAAUGGGAGGCUGAAGGGUACAGAGCAGACAAGUCCCACACAGCAACCUGGUACCGAGCUGACAGAGACACCAUGAAGACCCUCUCUCUGCUCACUUUGCUGGCGCUGGCUGCCUUCUGUCUCUCUGGCCCAGCAGAUGCAAAGCCCAGCGGCUCCGAGUCUGACAAAGGUACUGCCUUCAUGUCCAAGCAGGAGGGCAGUAAGGUAGUGAACAGACUCCGCCGCUACCUGGACUAUGGCUUUGGGGCCCCAGCCCCCUACCCAGAUCCCCUGGAGCCCAAGAGGGAGGUGUGUGAGCUCAACCCCAAUUGUGACGAGCUAGCGGACUUCAUUGGCUUCCAGGACGCCUACAAACGCAUCUAUGGUACCACUGCCUAG
Molecule: messenger RNA, 385 nt
Organism: Acomys russatus (golden spiny mouse)
Lineage: Eukaryota; Metazoa; Chordata; Mammalia; Rodentia; Muridae
Gene: Bglap
Product: bone gamma-carboxyglutamate protein
Exons: 4
Coding region: 80-385 (101 amino acids)
Biological process (GO): osteoblast differentiation; bone development; response to vitamin K
Cellular component (GO): extracellular region
Molecular function (GO): hydroxyapatite binding; structural constituent of bone; calcium ion binding
Source: RefSeq, a predicted model, not a curated record